AUGUCCAAGUCUAAAGCCAACAAUUCAUUGAAUAAAGUCGACAAAGAAUAUCCUUGUUUAUUAGAAUUUCAGAAUCACAAUCAUAGAUCCGAUGUGGGAGAAGCUCUACGUACCAGACCUUUGGGAGAAGAUACAAAAAAGGCUAUACUUGAGUUAUUUCAAAGAGGGCAUUCUGUAGCAUUCGCUUAUCACACGUAUUGCACCACGAAAAUGGAAGAAUUGGGUGAUGAGUAUAGCGAUAAAAUAAGCGAUCGUCAUUAUUUCCCGACAAAAACCGAUGUGCGAACACUCUGGACUACUGAUUUCAUAUGUACUGGAUUUGAAAGAUAUUAUCAACAACGAAUUCUUGAUAUUGUCUUAAAACGUGAAAGUAAAGCAAUUCAAGAGAGAUAUCUGCCAAAACAGUUAGUGGAAAAUGCGAACCUAAAAGACAUAGGAAAUCAUCAAUAUGAAGUUACAAUAAAUACUCUAACCCUCGAAAAUAAAAUAUUGUUUUAUCAAAUUGCUACCGGCAAAGAACCGAAAAAGACAUUAUUUUGUCCACUACAGUCACCUGGAACUAUAGAGACCUCUUUUACACCAGAAUUAAUUAGUCCCAAUGAAGUGGAUCCUUCUACGAUAGAACCAGAGCCACUGCAAGAAAUUAACGUGGUAAAAAACUUGGCCUCGGAUAUUGAAGCAACAAAGACUGCAUGGUUGGAAUACAGUAAUACAAUUUUGCAGCAUCUUAAAAAUGAUCCGGAACAAUUCUUACCAGCUGUCAAUCGACAUUUGGAUAAUUUUAAAAAAUAUGCUAUUUCUGUACCAUCUUUAAUAUCAGGUCUGUACACAUCAUAUAAGUAUAAAGGAUCAAUCAAAAUACAAUCAGGCAACAUAUAUCCUAAAAUUGUAAGAAGAGGAGUAAAAAUUAGCGUUCAGCCAACAGCCGUUUCCAGGCGAAAAAUUAAAAUGUGCGGCAAAAGAAAACUCGUAGGAAGACCUUCUUUUAGCAGCAAGAAAAGCAGUGUAAGAGCUCCGCAUUCACUCAAUUUAUGUGUAGAGAACAAUCGUGGUUUGGGAUCCAACAAAGCCAUAAAGUCUUAUUUCAGUUCAGAUGGUAUUGAAUAUAAUUUGGGUAGAGUACCAAUUGGUUGCUCGGACUUUUCCACUCAUGGAUAUAGCUACGAUGACUCAUCCUUUCCGGAUCCCCAAUUAAAUGGUUUUAAUUUAGUUCCUGAAGACAUUGUAUAUAAGAUACCAAUUAUUAAAGAGGCAAACCGAUUAACAAACGAUACCUUACACUUGAUGGGAGUAUCUUGGACGUCACCAAAAUGGAUGAAAGUCAUCCCUGAAUAUAUAGCAAUGUUUGGAGAAAUUAAAAGAGACAUGUUUCAAUCUUGGGCAGAUUACCAUGUAAAAUUUUUGGAUGCAUAUGACGAUAAUAACAUUACAUUUUGGGGAAUAACUACUGGAAAUGAACCCAGCAUUGGAUAUACUCCGGUAGUAAUACCUAUAGUCGCGUUCACUGCACCGUUACUGAAAUCCAAAAAUCCAAAAAUUGAAAAAUCGAAAAAUCCAAAAAUCCAAAAAUCGAAACAAAAUUUCCGUAACGAAAUACCCUUAACUCCGACCGGCUCAGCGAUGUUUGAAAAUAAAGGAACAGAAGAUUAUAUAGAUGGUAUCGCUGUGCACUGGUAUUUUGAUAAGAUAUCACCACCUUCAGUAUUGGAUGACACACAUAAUAAAUAUCCAGACAAAUUUUUAAUAAUGACAGAAGCUUGUAGAGGACAAAUACCAUUUGAGAAAAAAGUAGAUCUAGGUUCUUGGGAUAGAGCAGAAGAUAUUGCUGGUGGGGUGAUAGAGAAUUUUAAACAUUGGGUAACUGGUUGGGUGGAUUGGAACAUGGCAUUAAAUGAAGGAGGUGGACCUAGUUACGUUUCAAACUACGUUGACUCUCCAAUAAUUGUCAAUUCAAGUUCUCAGGAAUUUUAUAAGCAGCCCAUGUUCUACGCAUUGGGCCAUUUCUCCAAGUUUAUUCCGCGUGGGUCGAUACGGAUUGAUGUUUCUCAAUUUUCUUCGGACACUCAAACAAUAGCAUUCAAAAGACCUGAUGGUGGAGUUGCGAUAAUUAUUUUAAAUAAGUAA
This is a messenger RNA of Psylliodes chrysocephalus, 2124 nucleotides long. Lineage: Eukaryota; Metazoa; Arthropoda; Insecta; Coleoptera; Chrysomelidae. The record is from the annotation of a GenBank genome assembly.